AGAAAAAGACGGAGGACUUUCAACAGAGAAACAAUGGGCGGCGAACUAUCCACCCAAGUCCAUGCUAACACCCCCCCGCAAACACUCUCCCGCCGAGACCUGCCUGCGGUAGCGGAAUUCAUCCUGAGCGGGAAGUGUGAAAAGAUAGUCUUUCUGGUACUCCCCCUUCCCAAAGCCCCACCGCCGCUACCACCACCACAAGCUAACAUACCGGUAUCUCCAAGUGCGGUGCCGGUAUCUCCACCUCCGCCGGUAUCCCGGACUUCCGCACUCCGGGUACAGGCCUCUACUCCAACCUCCAAACUCUAAACCUCCCGCACCCAGAGGCCGUCUUCGACAUAAGUUUCUUCCGCACCAACCCACAGCCAUUCUACACCCUUGCGAAAUCCCUGCACCCUGGCCAAUUCACCCCGACAGUCACACACGCCUUCAUAUCAUUAACGGCAAAGAAGAACUUGCUACACAAGUGCUUCACCCAGAACAUCGACACGCUGGAACGCGCCGCCGGGGUUCCGCCAGAGAAGCUCGUUGAAGCGCACGGCUCGUUUGCGGGGCAGUCAUGCAUCGAUUGUCACGUCGCGUACCCGGCCGACAAGAUGAAGGAGCACCUUCUCGCCGGAAGUGUUCCCAAGUGCGAGGCUUGCGCCGGGUUGGUGAAACCGAAUAUCGUGUUUUUUGGGGAGAACUUGCCGGGGGAGUUCCGCACAGGGAUUGGAAUGGUUGGGGAGGCGGACUUGGUGGUUGUUAUGGGGAGUUCGUUGAGUGUUUAUCCCUUUGCGGCGCUUCCUGUACGGGCCAGGGAGGGGGCUGUAAGGCUUUUAAUCAAUAAUGAGAGGGCGGGGGAGAUUGGUGGGCGGGCGGACGACGUGAUUUUUCUGGGCGGGUGUGAUGAGGGGGUGAGAAAGUUGGCUAAGGAGUUGGGGUGGGCUGAAGAGUUGGAGGAAGUUUGGGGGUCGGUUGGGGGCGGGACCGAUAAGGAUGCGGAAGCGGAGGGAGACGCCGAACCGGUAGAAAGCAUAGACGCGAAAGUCGGCCGCUUAACCGAAGAAGUCGAACGUGACCUGUCCAUUGUCGAUGGCUGGAAGGGAAACGUAAUGAAAGACCUCACCAUUCAAGAGAAACGAAUCAACAGACUGGUCGAAGCCGACCUUCGUGGCGAAAACGGCGAAGUCAGCCUCGUCGCUCAGAAGAACCUCGGGGGGGUCGCCGCCAAUGAGCCAACUAGUUCCGCCGAGAGCAAGACUGACCCCAAUACUACCGCCUGAGAACCUGAAAGUUAGGUGAGGAAAGUGAGUAGCACGGGGGGAGGAUGAAUAAUUAUCGUAAAGCGUGAGUCAGUGCGGGUGAGAUUGUUUGGGUUUACGGUUUUAGCUUUGUUUUCAUUGUUGGUUACGGUGUGUUGGCUGGUCAGUUGCUUUUGUUGAGAAAUAUGCAUGAUAUACGGUACUUUGACCUUUGUUCCGCAUUAGGCUUUAUCUGUUGGAUGGGUUAUAUUAGUGUGGAACUGUUGUACUAUCGUCAUAAACGAUCACUCGCCUG
This is a messenger RNA of Tuber aestivum (summer truffle), 1539 nucleotides long. The record is from the annotation of a GenBank genome assembly. NCBI's taxonomy places the organism in Eukaryota, Fungi, Ascomycota, Pezizomycetes, Pezizales, Tuberaceae.